Triticum aestivum (bread wheat) is the source of this 1498-nucleotide messenger RNA. RefSeq lists its product as uncharacterized. The transcript is spliced from 3 exons. Gene Ontology annotation, molecular function: protein binding. The coding region runs from base 910 to 1233 and encodes 107 amino acids. Lineage: Eukaryota; Viridiplantae; Streptophyta; Magnoliopsida; Poales; Poaceae. The record is from RefSeq and is a predicted model, not a curated record.
AUCGAUACCCUCCUCCCAUCACACCCCUCCUCCCCCAAUCUCCUCGCCGCCACCAUCGACGGCACUCCCCACCGCCGCCAUCGAUCCCUCCCACCGUCGUCUCCCUCCCUCAGAUCAAGCUCCCCUCCCCUCUCCCUCCCACCUCUCGAAGCUCCCGCAUCCCACCGCCGUGCACCGUGCUCCUCUGCAGCUUAUACAAUGAUGCAGCCGCCGCUGACUACCACGGCACCUCCUCCCUUCCAGAUCGCGGCCGCCACCUCCCUCCGGUGGAGCACGCCGCCGUCCAUGGCAUCCCCCACACCCUACUCCUCUCGCCCUUCCCCUUUCCCCAUCCAACCAAACCAACCAGCCCACCCGACACCCUUCCUCCUCCAAGAAAGCAAAGCCGCACCCUCUCCCCUCGGAUCCAUGGCGCUGCUCAGCGCCGGCGGCCACGGGCUCUCUCCCAUCGGCGCACCGCUGUCGCCCCCACCCUCUCCUCUUCCCGAGCUGCUCAGGUGGCACCCAGAUCCGCCACUGCUGUCCUCUACAACCACGCCCACACCCACGCCCAUAUUAGAAGGAGGAGUCAGAGGUUUGGGGCGGGCGUGUCGGCGACUGCCUCGUUAGGUACAUCAUCACGGUGGCGCUGCUGGCGUUCAUCUACACCAUGCUGUAGCUGGUGCGGCACGGCGUCCGGCUCAGCGGCGGCCAGGACUUGCUCCACGGCGUCCAGUUCGGGAUGGAGGUGGUGAGCGUCCGCCGCAGCAGGGACGGCGAUGCGGGCUGGAGGCUGAGGCUCGCCUGCACUGGCAGCAAGCUGGAGGAGCUGGCAGCAACUAGUUCGUGCUCAUCUCCGCUCCCUCGGCCUCCUCUGCUUCCACUCCACGGACACCGACGCCCUCCUCUCUGUCGAAGGUCGCCAGAACCAUGAUGGCCAGCGCGCGCGUGUGCGAGGAGAUGACGACGACCCCGACAAGCCCUCCAAAGCCAGGAAGAAGGCCACCGCCAAGGGCGACCAGCUGCCCCAGCACCACCAGCAGCAGUACCUCCAAGGUCAAUGCGGCUAAUGAACGAAUGCUACGAGGAAGAGGUGUUGAUGGAGGUGACACUCCUCUGGCCAUUUCUGCGGCUUAUGGGAUGCCUGCUAUCAUGAGAUAUCUCCUGGGUCGUGGUGCCGAUCCAACUUGGAUGGUGGAACAAAGAAACAAUGAGUUUCUGUGUAACAACUUUGAGGAUUGGAUUAUAACGUGAAUUGGUUUCUGAUAAUCUGUCACUCAAGUGUUAAUUCUAGUCUUGUUUGCUCACAAAUCGAUGAUUUUUGCUAUUAUUACAGUAGGCGCAAUCAACAUUACUUCUUAUGUGUUUCUUUUGCUAUUAUUAUAGUAGGAUGUUGCUAUUUUUUUAUUAGAACAAACAUGAAAUUGGUUGCUCUAUUAAGAAACUCAUUUUUUGUGUGCUAUUUCCUGGAGCUUCGAGUGAAGAGUAGGCUUGCAAUGCCUGCCUUUUUUGUGUGCUA